Molecule: messenger RNA, 219 nt
Organism: Dichotomopilus funicola
Lineage: Eukaryota; Fungi; Ascomycota; Sordariomycetes; Sordariales; Chaetomiaceae
Exons: 2
Coding region: 1-219 (72 amino acids)
Source: RefSeq, a predicted model, not a curated record
AUGAACCCAUCUCCAAAAGCCGCGGCGGCCUCGCCACCUCCCUCUGCUCUGCGCAUCUUUAGCAAACACCCCCGCCUAACAGCCGCCGGUCUCGUCGUGCUAGGCACCGGCUUCGCCCUGCGCCGGAUGUCUGGCGCAUACGCUGAACGAGAGCAAGCCCAGAAGCGGGUGCCCUCGAACUUGUACGUUUCGGUUGACCGGAGCGGGGGGGGCAUUUAA